Molecule: messenger RNA, 1201 nt
Organism: Durio zibethinus
Lineage: Eukaryota; Viridiplantae; Streptophyta; Magnoliopsida; Malvales; Malvaceae
Product: protein transport protein SEC13 homolog B
Biological process (GO): COPII-coated vesicle budding; protein import into nucleus
Cellular component (GO): COPII vesicle coat; nuclear pore outer ring
Molecular function (GO): protein binding; structural molecule activity
Source: RefSeq, a predicted model, not a curated record
ACAAUCCACGCGUCCAAACAAAACGGCCCAGAAAUAUUUUUAAUACAGUUUGCCACUUCUCCUUUUCGCUCAAAAUUUUACAGUUUCAGAGCUGGUCUCUAGCCUAGCCGUUACCAAACUCCUAAAUCUCCCUUUCUCUCUCUAUCAGAUAUAAGGAACUGCCACUUGGAGUUCAAAAGAUGCCUGCACAGAAAAUUGAGACAGGCCAUGAGGACACAGUCCAUGAUGUUGCCAUGGAUUAUUAUGGAAAACGUUUGGCAACUGCCUCAUCUGAUACUACCAUUAAGAUCAUUGGUAUAACCAGCUCAGGUUCACAGCAACUUGCUGUUCUACAUGGCCAUAAAGGACCCGUUUGGGAGGUUGCUUGGGCACAUCCCAAGUUUGGUUCAGUGCUUGCAUCCUGUUCUUACGAUGGCCAGGUGAUAAUCUGGAAGGAAGGUAAUCCAAAUGAGUGGCUUCAGGCUCAUGUUUUUAAUGAUCAUAAGUCAUCCGUGAACUCCAUUGCAUGGGCACCCCAUGAAAUUGGCCUCUGUUUGGCUUGUGGAUCUUCUGAUGGGAAUAUCUCGAUCUUCACUGCUAGGGCUGAUGGUGGUUGGGAUACCACCAGGAUAGACCAAGCUCACCCUGUUGGAGUAACCUCAGUUUCAUGGGCACCAUCAACAGCACCAGGUGCUUUAGUUGGAUCUGGUCUACUGGAUCCUGUUCAGAAGCUUGCAUCUGGUGGGUGUGACAAUACUGUGAAAGUAUGGAAGCUGUCUAAUGGUACUUGGAAGAUGGACUGCUUCCCUGCCCUCCAUAUGCACAAUGAUUGGGUGAGGGAUGUUGCUUGGGCACCCAGCUUGGGCCUUCCUAAAUCCACCAUUGCAAGUGCUUCUCAGGAUGGGAAAGUUGUUAUUUGGACUUGUGCUAAAGAAGGAGAACAAUGGGAGGGUAAGAUUUUGAAGGAUUUCAAGACCCCAGUUUGGAGGGUCUCAUGGUCGCUGACCGGAAACUUGUUGUCUGUUGCCGAUGGGAAUAACAACGUAACUUUAUGGAAAGAAGCAGUUGAUGGUGAAUGGCAACAAGUUAGUACUGUUGAGCCAUGAAGUUCUGAGUUUUUCUUUUUCAUCUCUCUACAGUCAUUUUAACUUCUUUUUAUUCUUGUCAGCUUCAAGUUCCUCAGUCUGUUAUCACUAUUUUCUAAUUGAUUUUUGUUUGAAUA